UCUCGCCUCAUCCAAAAUGGGAGUCAAGACUUUAUGAUGAAAGCAGACAUUUCUUGAUAUCUUUUUGUUGUUUUGUUGUAUUGUUGUGGUGUAUCAAAUAUUUGUCACAGUUCCAAAAGAGAUCAUGUUCUCAGACUGUGAAGAUGACCUGUGUAUAUUUGUGUGUGGAACAUGCAAGCAAUACUUCACAAAACUCUCUGAUUUUUCUCAGCACAAGAAAGAAAAGAGCUGUAUAAAGAAAACAUCUACACUGAUGCAAACAGAAAUUGCUCAAGAAAUUAAUGAGAAUGGGCAGUUUGAGAUUUCAAACUACAAUGGAACAGAGAUGUUGAAUGAUUCUGAAGAUAAUUCUCAGCGGAAAUAUCCUAGGAAGCAAGACAAAAAACUUAUAAAAAGGACGAUACGUGAACUUCAAGAUGAGAAAUUGUUAAGUCCUGAAGGGAAAGUAAAUGUUGAGUCAUUAUUUAUCUCACCUGCGCAUAAUCACCGUCCAACCCAGGACUUUAUCACAACAGAACUACAACGCACGUGCAAGCAUCCAGUUUACACGUGCAAAACAUGUCACGCCGAGUUUCCAAACACUAAUGGUCGCGUUUUCAAAUGUGUUGACUGUCGACGCGGUUUUUACACUGAAGCAGACCUCAAUCAACACAUGUUACGCGCCAAACACAAUAAUCUAUGUUCAGUAUGCGGGAAAAUAUUCCCUGACAAAUAUAAACUUCGCAAACACGAACUUAGUCAUGUCACAGAAAAGAACUUCCGUUGUGAAGAACCUGGAUGUACCAAAUCAUUUAAAAGUGCUGAAGAUGUGCGCACGCAUGUUCGAUACGUUCAUGCCGUGGAGAAACGUUUUCAUUGCACGCAUUGUUCACGUGCGUUCACUCGUCUUGAUAAAUUUAAACUUCACAUGAAUACGCAUGGUAUCGUAAUGAAGCCCGGGCCCAUUUCACCGACGUCUGAUGUGUUAGCCACCGACUUCCAAUUUCCUAGCGCUAAAACCCCAUCAAAGGAGGGAAGUAAAGUCACUGAAGUUGUUGAGACUGCUGACAUUGAGAGCGCAGAUGCUUCUUCUCAUUGUUCACGUUUACAUGAUGCGUCUACGACCGUUACCGACGUCGCUGAUCCUUCAGAUCACGUGAAAGAUGUAUCUGCAGUGUCAUUUGAUAAUUCUGUCGACUCAAGGGACAGUGUCCUAGGAAAUCUAACCAAUGCAGAGAACGGUGAACUUUUAAACUCGAGUUUGGUAUUACCAACCGAGUCGACAUACAAGUGUGAAAAAUGUCAUACUAGUUACCAGAACUCGGUUGAGUUUUCAGCGCACGAGGAGCGGCGUGCAGAUCACGUGUUGCGUUGUGACCAAUGCUCUGGGAAGUUCCUUAGUUUCUGUGAAUUGCGCUCGCACAUACGUGCGGAGCAUGGUAACGAGUCUAUUCUUCGCGUCCAGUCAAAGCCUGCACAACCUCCUGGGAAAAAAGAGAAGAAGCAUUUCUGUGAGGAGUGUGGAAAAGGAUUUACACGUGCAGAUAAAUUAAAGCGUCACUCAAUUAUUCAUUCUCCCAACAGACCGUGUAUUCCUUGUAUAUGUAAGGAUAGUCAUGGAUGUGACAGGACGUUCUAUCGUAAUGACUCAAUGAAGCGUCACGCUCUUACUCAUUCUGAAGAUAAGCCAUACACUUGUGAGGAUUGCGGAAAGAGUUUUUCGCGUCCAGGAUAUCUCACGAAACACAUUGGACAAACCCAUAAACGAGAAUUCAAGUAUUUAUGUACGCUUUGCGAUUACGGAGCCCGCGAAAUAAAACGUCUCAAGAUUCAUAUUCGCACUAAACACGAACUAGAUCCAGAUCUUCUUUUGGCGACCGAGGCAUCCGAGAGUAGCCUGGUACCAUCUAUGGCUCAUACUAGAGAGGCUGCUCCCCAUAUGUCUGCUGGGUCACCCAGUACAACUCAGUCUUCGACUGAGAUGAAUCUCUCUAGCCAAGAUUCAAGCCCUCAUGCGCACGAUUCGAUUCCCCAGCACAAUGAAGAUAUGACCUUAGCGCAGGAGGAAGCAACCUCAUCUCAUGUAGUUCGAGAGGAAAUGACUUCACCUCAUCAAGAUAUGCACGCUGGAAUGGAGUACAUUAGCUGCAAUGAGGAGUCUUUUGGCAUAAGUGGCGGGGGGUAUAACUCAAAGGCAGAAGAAAUUGCUGCAAAUGGAAUAGACGAGGUUGUGCCUCACAAUUCUGAUAUUGAAUCUCGCAUACUUGUGCAGCACACUGGAGAAAUAGAUGAUGGGCACUUAGUGUCUACUGCUGGACAAUUGACACAGAGUAUAGAAGCGACUACGGCAGUUAUUGAACCUCUUACCAAUGACCUGCCUCCCACGCAAUUAACAUCUGCACACAAUUUGGAUCGACACACGCAGAAUAUGAGUCCUUGUCGUGGAGAAUUUCACCAUAAUGCCUCUGACGUAAAUCUAGAGGAUAGGUACGAUCAUAGCACAAAUGACAUCUCCCGUAGUGUUGAGUCACCUAGAAAAUCCGAAUCAAGCCCGGUUACUAGACAAUCUGUGAUUAGCCAGGAGCUCACGGAAUUUCGUAUGUUACCGGACAUUCAACAUGCUGUAAGACAUACCUUUAACGAUAGGAGGUCCUCGGAUGUUUUCGGAGAGCAGUCGGUACGCUCUAGAUUUCCUUAUGGGUUUACACCGCAACAAUUUCGUCCCCAAUAUUCGAUGGCAACAGAUUUUACGACAAUGAGUCACCAUACUACGUCAACACUAAGUCAGUUCACCCAACAUCAGUCCUUAUUUAGUAAUAUGCACAUGCAAUUUCAAGGGGGGAGCGAAAAUCUGUCAGAAUAUGAAAGAAAGACACCCCUGAACAGUCGUCCAUUGUCUUCACAAACGCCAUUUUGGCGAACCUGAAAGGAUAAAGAAAUUAUAUUGACGCUAGUGGGUUUUUCUGUUGUAUUUUGCACUUUGUUUGACAUUGAAGCCAUCAUGUCCAAGACAUACUUAGGAAUACUUACAAAGUUAAACUAACUUUAGUCAGGUCACUCAAGAAAAAAAUAGUGCCGUUAAUUGACAUGGAAGAAUGAGGGAGCGCUGUUUCUACAUUUGCAAAAAAUUAUGUAAUGUCCGUUCUCUUACAAUUCUUGAAUAUUCUUGAAUGAAAGUGUUCAACUUUUAGAUGUUUUGCAAUCUGAUAAAUUGACCCCAAAAUAAUCUCUAGUUGAAAACAUCAAGAAUUGAACAAUACGACCAGCAGUCUCCUGCAGAGCACUACGAUAUUUUGUUGGGUAACUUAAGCUAUUUUCCACUUCACGUGCAUUGUCUUACGUCACAAAACUAUUUGUCAAAAAACGAAGGUAUUCGCUAUAAUUUGGUGUACAAAAGAAUGAAGUGAAGAAUGACUUGAAUAAAUCUCUGGUUUCAUCCAUUUUGUAAAUAUGGCUUAACGAUAAUCAUUUUUACUUGCCAAAAUUUUUGGAAUUAAAGAUGAAGUUGAAAAUA
This is a messenger RNA of Xenia sp. Carnegie-2017, 3493 nucleotides long. Its product is annotated as transcription factor E4F1-like. NCBI's taxonomy places the organism in Eukaryota, Metazoa, Cnidaria, Anthozoa, Malacalcyonacea, Xeniidae. The record is from RefSeq and is a predicted model, not a curated record. Gene Ontology annotation, cellular component: nucleus.